AUGCCCUCGGACAGCAACCCCAUUCCCGAGGCCUUGAAAGCAAUAUGGAUAUCCAAUGGCCUCCCAGAACACUUUCUUAAUCAUCUUAAGCUCAAAGGCGACGCAGACACCGCCGUGCCCUCAUCCUUUCGACUAGGAUUAGCAGCGCAGAUAUCAAUAGGGUUAGCAGGACUCUCUGCAGCAUACGUGCACUACCUGCGCACAGGCGUCGAGCAAGACGUCACCGUCGACGCUCGACACGCCGUCCUCUCAUUUCACAGCGAAGCGUGGUACACGAUAAACGACGCGCUACCCCCUGGUGAUUUAUGGGACAACAUCGCGGGACUCCAUCGAGCAGGGGUCCUGGAUAUCCUCAAAAUCUCCGAUUCUCCUACACUUGCAACCAGAGACGAAGUUGCUGCUGCUAUUAGACAGUGGGAUGGACAAAGCUUUGAAGACGAGUGUGCAAAGAGCGGCAUGUGCGUGUUCAAGUUGCGAAAGCUAGAAGAGUGGAAAAACUCUCCACAUGGCAAGGCGCUGGAUGCGUCCCCUGUACCCGUUGUUCAGAUUUACAAGAUAGGGGAGGCAAAGAAAAAAAUCAUCAGUGGUGGAGAAUCGCCUCUUGACGGAAUCAGAGUUCUUGACCUGAGUCGAGUGCUGGCGGGCCCUGUCGCUGGAAGAAACCUUGCAGCGCAAGGUGCACAAGUUCUGCUCAUUACAUCUCCGAAAUUGCCAUCAUUGCCUUACCUAGACACCGAAACGUCACUCGGAAAGAGGACGACGCAGUUGGAUUUGUCUCCAACUUCCACCACAGACGUCGAGAAAAUGAACAAACUUGUUCGUGGGACUGAUGUUUUUCUACAGGCAUACCGACCGGGUGGGUUAGAAGGGAAAGGAUUUGGGGUUGAUGAUGUUCUUAAGCUGAAAACCGAGCAUGGAGAGGAGGGUGUCGUAUUUGCGAGCCUGAGAGCCUGGGGGUGGGAUGGACCGUGGGCUCAUCGUCGUGGGUUCGAUUCGCUAGUGCAAACCGCAGCUGGAUUCAACGCGGAUGAAGGCGAGGCAUACAGAUUAUAUAUGGCUUCCCAAGGCAAACCAAGCGAAUGGCGUCCGAGACCUUUGCCAAUGCAAGCAAUAGACCAUGCUGCGGGGUACUUUCUGGCUUUCGGAAUAAAUGUCGCUUUAGCUAGGAUGAUUCUCGAAGGAGGGUCCCACGAAGUACGCGUUUCUCUGGUAGGCGUCGGAAGGUGGAUUCGCUCUCUAGGCAGGCUCGACCCUAGUAUUGCUUUUGGAGAGAACGCACGCAAAUUUCCAGAACGUGCAUGGCCACUGGACGAGGAGAUACAAAGGCUGAGUAUCGAUUGGUCAGAGCGACAAGGGGGCAAAGGAAGAAAGAUGACAGCUUUGAAGCAAGCAGCGGUUUUCAGCACCACCCAGGCUAAGGAGGGAAGGGGGACGAAUUGGGGAGCACCAAUGAGAUUGAACGCGGAUGAGGCUGAGUGGCAGACUGAUAUGGCCAGCUCCAAUCAAAACCCUCAGUCACCCGAACCAAAUGCGUCUAUAGUGAAGGGCUAUAGAAUCCAACGUUGCUCUGGAGAAAGUGGAGGUAUUCCUGUCUCGACGCCACUCUCCGCACACGAAGCCACCCAUGCGACGCGUUCGCAAUCCUAUUCGCUAACUCUCAACGAGACUGGAACAGCGCGUAAUGUAGCGCAAGUUAAAACCCUGGGAGAGGCUAUACAUGCUAUAGAUGGAGUGCAAAAGGCGUUGCGUAAAACCUAUCUGCAGGUUGGGAGGCCACAUGGUGACAUAAAUCCAAAUGUCAUGCUCCUGAACAAGCAUGGGGAGGGUGUGCUCGUCGACUGGGAUAACAACUAUCUCGUAUUUAGUAUGAUGCGAACACUCUUGAGAGAGAGAUAUUACGGCCAGAAGAAAAGCUCUAGCUCUUAUUUUUUCCCUGUCUCAAUCUUUGCUAGUAGGUAA
Molecule: messenger RNA, 1959 nt
Organism: Psilocybe cubensis
Lineage: Eukaryota; Fungi; Basidiomycota; Agaricomycetes; Agaricales; Agrocybaceae
Exons: 10
Coding region: 1-1959 (652 amino acids)
Molecular function (GO): catalytic activity
Source: RefSeq, a predicted model, not a curated record